GCGGAACUACAACCUUUUGCCCGCGUGACAAAAUCAGCCAAUCAGAACUCUGUUCUCGGGCUAUAUAUUACACGUCAUUUCCUGCCAGCGCUCUCUUUUCACCGUGUGGUCAGAUUUCCAUACGGCGUUGUUUCGUGCUCUCCCACCUAAUUCGUAACGCAGGGAAAGCGGUCACGAUGUCCGGAGGUCUGGAUGUUCUCCAAAUGAAGGAGGAGGAUGUGCUGAAGUUCCUGGCUGCAGGAACCCAUCUGGGAGGCACCAACAUGGACUUCCAGAUGGAGCAGUACGUCUAUAAGAGAAAAAGUGACGGUGUGUACAUUAUUAACUUGAGGAAGACCUGGGAAAAGCUGCUGCUUGCAGCCAGGGCUAUUGUUGCCAUUGAAAACCCAGCUGAUGUCUGCGUCAUCUCCUCUAGGAACACUGGACAGAGAGCUGUGCUCAAGUUUGCCUCUGCAACUGGUGCCACCACCUUCCAUGGUCGUUUCACUCCUGGAACCUUCACCAAUCAAAUCCAGGCAGCUUUCAGGGAGCCCCGCCUUCUGAUUGUGACAGACCCACGUGCUGACCACCAGCCACUGACUGAGGCCUCUUACGUCAACAUCCCAACCAUUGCCCUGUGUAAUACUGAUUCACCCCUCAGAUACGUAGAUAUUGCCAUCCCCUGUAACAACAAGGGUCAUCACUCUGUGGGUCUGAUGUGGUGGAUGCUGGCCAGGGAGGUUCUGAGAAUGAGGGGCACCAUCUCCAGGGAACACCCCUGGGAAGUCAUGCCUGAUCUCUAUUUCUACAGGGAUCCUGAGGAGAUAGAGAAGGAGGAGCAGGCUGCAGCUGAGAAGGCUGUUGGUAAGGAAGAGUUUCAAGGAGAAUGGACUGCCCCAGCAGCUGAGUUUGCCCAGCCUGAGGUGGCUGACUGGUCUGAGGGUGUGGCUGUACCAUCUGUGCCCAUUCAGCAGUUCCCUGCAGCCGCCGCUGCUGUUGCUGCUGCUGCUGCUGCUGCUGCUGCUGCUCCAGUCAAGCCAGCUGGAGGUGAAGUUUACUCUGAGGACUGGAGUACGCAGCCUGCCACUGAGGAUUGGUCUGCUGCCCCAACAGCCCAGGCAUCUGACUGGGGUGGAGCGGCCGCUGAUUGGUCUUAAAACAACCUCGAGAACAAAUAAAGCGGCUGUUUUUUAAAGACUGA
Lampris incognitus (smalleye Pacific opah) is the source of this 1180-nucleotide messenger RNA. It is a transcript of the gene rpsa, whose product is annotated as ribosomal protein SA. NCBI's taxonomy places the organism in Eukaryota, Metazoa, Chordata, Actinopteri, Lampriformes, Lampridae. The record is from RefSeq and is a predicted model, not a curated record. The transcript is spliced from 8 exons. Gene Ontology annotation, cellular component: 90S preribosome; cytosolic small ribosomal subunit; ribosome. Gene Ontology annotation, biological process: ribosomal small subunit assembly; cytoplasmic translation. Bases 177 to 1136 code for a protein of 319 amino acids. Gene Ontology annotation, molecular function: structural constituent of ribosome; laminin receptor activity.